Molecule: messenger RNA, 1995 nt
Organism: Dermacentor andersoni
Lineage: Eukaryota; Metazoa; Arthropoda; Arachnida; Ixodida; Ixodidae
Product: paired box pox-meso protein-like
Biological process (GO): anatomical structure development; regulation of transcription by RNA polymerase II
Molecular function (GO): DNA-binding transcription factor activity, RNA polymerase II-specific; RNA polymerase II cis-regulatory region sequence-specific DNA binding
Source: RefSeq, a predicted model, not a curated record
AUGCGUGCUCGGUUUCCAAGAUCAGCGUACACCGCCUGCGGUCCGCGAACGCCCGUCCGUGCGCAGGUGAACCAGCUGGGCGGCGUGUUCGUCAACGGCCGUCCGCUGCCCAACGCGGUGCGGCUGCGCAUCGUCGAGCUGGCGCAGCUCGGCGUGCGGCCGUGCGACAUAUCGCGGCAGCUGCGCGUCUCACACGGCUGCGUCUCCAAGAUCCUGGCGAGGUUCCACGAGACCGGCUCCAUCCUGCCUGGAGCCAUCGGCGGAAGCAAGCCACGCGUCACCACGCCAAAGGUGGUGGCGUGCAUCCGCGAGCUCAAGCGGCGUGACCCCGGCAUCUUCGCGUGGGAGAUCCGAGACCGGCUGCUGUCCGAAGGCGUGUGCGACAAGGGAAACGUGCCGUCGGUGAGCAGCAUCAGCCGCAUACUGCGCAACAAGGUCACGCACGGCGUCACAGCCACAGCCACAGCCACAGCCAGCCUCCAGGCAGCCCAGCUGAGCCGCUGGGCUCCUCCUCACCACCCACCUCCGCCUCCUCUCCUGGGCGCCUACGCACAUCCUCACAGCUACUACCUGCACGGCUACUACCUGCAAGGAGCUGCAGCCGCAGCCGCAGCCCAGCCUCUCUGACAGCCUCUCUGACAGCCAUCUCUUCUCGUCUUCUCAUCAGUCGCGCAGCUAUAAACGUUCGUCGCGACUCGCAAGGCUGCACGCAAGACUUUGCGCCAAGACCCUCACGAUCCCUUGGAGGAUGCGGCUAUAUAGCUCCAAACAGCCCCUGACAGCGCUCCAACGUUUCGUUGUUUCCUAAGCUUAAUAGACACCUUGUCGAGGGUGUACCGACAGCGCGGAACUACGUGGCUUGCGGAAAACAUCCCUCUGCAAGACGGAUCGGCCGAAACCGACUACACCCAAUGUGACUUCCCUGCUUGCCACCGAUCCCAUGGUUCACCGCGAAACACGAACUCUGGCAAUCGCACCACCGACAGCGGGAGUACAUACGAAGCGAGACGCUGCAGCGUUGUCACCGGGAAAAUGGCCAAACGUCGGAGGCUGCUAUGGUGACGCGACGUGUGGCCCGCAUACAGAUAGGAUAAAGUCUGUGCAUGGCAGUGAAAAGGACUGUGAACGCGAUCUCACCUCAUAUCAGCGUCGAACAAGCUUCACUUAGCUUUGCAUGCAUAUUCUUUUCCGGAACAUCGUGAACGAUUCCGAGCUAGAAGAAAUUAUAAUUUUAUUUCUGCCCGCGCGGAAAGUGACGGCAGCGCUGCCGCACCUUCGUGACGUCACGCUCUGUAAUUGGUCAAUUCAAAGUUUAUUUAACACGAGGGUACAGACUAGCGGUUGUCCCCUCUAUCGAUCGACUGUAUAGAGAAGCAUAUAUAAGGUAUACUUUUAUAGACACAAGCCCAUCACGUAGCCGAAUUCGGCCAGGUUGGCGUUUGAGCCAGUCGGAGAUGGCGUAGCUGCCCUUUGAGCCAACCAGAGAGCACAGGGUGGCGAAUUUGACAGUGCUUAGAAUACCAGCCGCAAUCUGCCUUUGAGAAGCGCCUGAUCACAGAAGAGGUAGUUGCGCAAUAACCACAUCAGACUUAAAGCUGCCCUCGUUGUUCGAUGGACUGAUGCGUUGCAUGGAUGAUUAUUGCAUGGAUUAAUGCGAGGGAUAUUUUAUGACGUCACCUGUGUAGUAUGCACGCGCGUGUCAUGCGCAUUUUGCAAACAAGACUGUGGAGCCAGUGAAUGGUGAUUUGCAUCGCAGGACAAGAGAGCCCCUGCUGAACGACACAGACUCAAGGCGCGAAGCGACGACCACAGUCAACGUUGUUACAACGAACGUGGUGCUUGUGCGUGUGUGCUGUCGUGGGUGUGCAAUUGUUAGGACACCGACGGGAAGAUCUCCUUGCGAACCAGCAAGGGAACUGCGUGGACAUCCGGACACGCCACGGUGAACAAUUAUAAUGUACAAUGAAGCCUCUUAUUAUACGUAUGCUAUAUUUA